GGACCGAGUCGCUAGCGGCGGUGCAGCCGGAAGGCUAGGGCGGGGAGAAGACUGCGACUUCUGUCCGGCCUGGUGAGCGACGCCGGCCCUCGCCAUGGCCCAGCAGAGAGCCCUGCCCCAGAGCAAAGAGACGUUGCUGCAGUCUUACAACAAGAGGCUCAAGGACGACAUCAAGUCCAUCAUGGACAACUUCACUGAGAUCAUCAAGACUGCCAAGAUUGAGGACGAGACCCAGGUGUCACGGGCCACUCAGGGUGAACAGGACAAUUACGAGAUGCACGUGCGAGCUGCCAACAUUGUCCGGGCCGGUGAGUCCCUGAUGAAGCUGGUGUCUGACCUCAAGCAGUUCUUGAUCCUCAAUGACUUCCCAUCAGUGAACGAGGCCAUUGACCAGCGCAACCAGCAGCUGCGUGCACUGCAGGAGGAGUGUGACCGCAAGCUCAUGGCGCUGCGUGACGAGGUCUCCAUUGACCUGUAUGAGCUAGAGGAGGAAUAUUACUCGUCCAGUGCCAGCCUUUGCGAAGCUAGUGACCUGCCUCUUUGCGAAGCUUACUGGAGGCUGGACGUCGACACAGACUCUGCUGAUGGCCUCUCGGCCCCUCUGCUGGCGUCCCCGGAUCCCAGCGCUGGCCCCCUACAGGCCACAGCCCCAGCCCAUUCCCAUGCCAGUGGCCCUGGGCCCACAGAGCACGCCUGAGCCUUGGGGCUGCCCUCCCAGCCCUGGCUUCUCAGGAGCCAAACCAGAGCUCCCUUGGGAUGUGCACCUCGGCCUCACUCCUGUUAGCCUUGGUUCUCCCGUGGGGACUUCAAGACCCCGGAGCCACUAUGGCCUCCCUAGGAGCCUCAUCAGCCCAGGGUCAGCCCAGCCAGGAUGGUUGAGAGUUGUUUCUCCAGCCACUUCCAAGUGCCCAUACUUCUUCCAGGCAUCUCCUUCUGCUGUCUUCCUGGCCAGCCAGGUGGAAGGAGGCUUCUGGGACAGGUCUGUCCUGCCAGGGACUUGAACAGAGUGGGGCAGGCAGGAUACCUAAGAUAGGGGAACCUGACCUGAGCAUGUUGUUUGAAAUUGGGAGGGGCUCUGAGUGGAGCCAAGCCAGGGCUCCUGGGCAAAUGUUGUGGCCCAGUGACUACCCUGAUAGGGCUGAGUGAGGGGACUGCCCACUCAUGCAGAAGCCUGCUGGGGGCUCCUUAACUUGCUGCCAUGUACUUUCUGGCUGUCUUGAAUAAAAACUCUUUUGCAUUGGUU
Molecule: messenger RNA, 1243 nt
Organism: Otolemur garnettii (small-eared galago)
Lineage: Eukaryota; Metazoa; Chordata; Mammalia; Primates; Galagidae
Gene: MED22
Product: mediator complex subunit 22
Exons: 5
Coding region: 95-697 (200 amino acids)
Biological process (GO): regulation of transcription by RNA polymerase II
Cellular component (GO): mediator complex
Molecular function (GO): transcription coregulator activity
Source: RefSeq, a predicted model, not a curated record